Verticillium alfalfae VaMs.102 is the source of this 996-nucleotide messenger RNA. RefSeq names its product HpcH/HpaI aldolase/citrate lyase family protein. Lineage: Eukaryota; Fungi; Ascomycota; Sordariomycetes; Glomerellales; Plectosphaerellaceae. The transcript is spliced from 2 exons. Gene Ontology annotation, molecular function: aldehyde-lyase activity. Gene Ontology annotation, cellular component: cytoplasm. The record is from RefSeq and is a predicted model, not a curated record. Bases 1 to 996 code for a protein of 331 amino acids.
AUGUCUGCCGACGGAAUGCUUGCAUACGCUGCGCCCUCGCUGUUCCAGCCCCAUCGCGCGCGAGAUGCCAUUCGUGACGCUCACAAGGGCAAGAUUCCUCCCCUUCUCUGUUACUACGCUGGUCUCUCCUCCCUCCCCGUCACCCGCUUUCUCGCCCCUUUUGGCUUUGAUGCCGUCUGGAUCGACUGGGAGCACUCCUCCUGCAAUGUUGAGACCAUGACAAGUAUGGUGCAUGAGGCCAUCUUCAUGAGCCAGGGCCGCACCAUACCCUGGGUUCGCGUUCCUGGACACGACCAUGCCGCCAUUGGCUACGCUCUGGAUGCCGGUGCUAGUAUUGUCAUCCCCCAGGUCGACACUGUCGAGCAGGCAAAGCACGUCAUAUCAGCCGCGAAGUUCGGUACCAAGCAAAACGGCUCGCGUUCUGCGCCGCCGUUCCGCCUCAUCCCCUUCGUCACCGACCACGCCUACGACGGCCAGGGUGACAUCCACAAGGCGCUGAAUAAUCAAGCUGCCAUCAUGAUUCAGAUUGAGUCUUUGGAAGGUAUCAACAACCUCGACGAUAUUCUCACAGCCUGCCCCGACAUCGACGUCGUCUGGCUCGGCACCCUCGACGCACGCAUCAGCAUGAACCUUCCCGGAAACAGCGGCCUCGGCGGCAGCGAGCCUGAAUGGACGGCCGCCGUCGAGAAGUUCCGCGCCGUGCUCGACAAGCACGACAAGCCAUAUGCUGGAUUCGCGAUUCCCGUGGCACCUUAUGGAACGCCGGAGAAGUUCAAGGAGGCAGCCAAGCGGAUGAGCUUCAUGACGUUUACGGCUGACGUUAUGCACCUCAUGGCACUGGGUCAAGACCUGCAGAAUGCGAGGGGACUCCUCGCCGAGGUGAAGACGGAGAAGGAGGCCAAGACCAGGAACGGAGAAGUCCAAGCCAACGGCAGUGCCGCGACAGUGGCUACCAAUGGUCACGGAGGGAAUGGCGAAACUGUGAUCGAAGCUUGA